AUGAGGUCCUUCGAUUUCAGCGCUUCGGCGCUCACUCUUCUCGCCCUGGCAUCGUCUGCUUCGGCAUUCUGGCGCAUGCCCUGCCCUGGUCGUAUCGCUACUGAGCGUCUCGACCCUAUCGUUGCCCCUGGCGGCGUUUCUGGUCACGUUCACACCAUUUCCGGUUCAAACGGUUUCAAGGCCGAGAUGACAUAUGCUGAUGCCCGUGGAGGUGCAUGCUCUUCAUGCCCUAUCAAGCAAGACAUGUCCAACUACUGGACACCCAAGCUCUACUACCAGUCCGAGAACGGCACAUUCAUCGAUGUCCCUCAAGCUGGUGAUGGCCAAGGCGUCUUCGGUGGCAUGACUGUUUACUACCUGCAGAGAGGUGGUCCCAACAACGACAACCUCACCGCCUUCCCUGAGGGCUUCCGUAUGCUUGCUGGUGAUCCUUUCAAGCGUGCGGCGACCAGCGACUUCGCCGGCCAGGCUGUCAGCUUUGUCUGCCUCGAUUACAGCGGUACUUCUUCUUACUCCAGCGGUCUUCCUAACAAGGUCUGCCCUGAUGGCCUGCGUGCCCAAGUCUUCUUCCCUUCUUGCUGGGAUGGCAAGAACCUCGACUCUGCCGACCACAAGUCUCACAUGGCCUACCCUACCAAGUACUCUUACGACAACGGCCCUUGCCCUGCUGACCACCCUGUUCACAUGAUAUCCAUCUUCUACGAGAUCAUCUACUCUACUGCUGGCUUCGAUUGGUGGAAUGGCACUACCCAGCCUUUCGUCUUCGCCCAAGGUGAUCCCACCGGCUACGGAUUCCACGGUGACUUCAUCAACGGUUGGGAUGUCCCCACUCUGCAGAAGGCCACCGACACCUGCAACAACGACUCUGGUCUCAUCACUGAUUGCCCCGUGUUCGACUUCUUCACCAACGCCGAAUCUCAGGCCUGUGUCAUUGCUCCUACCAUUGACGAAGCCGUCACCGGAGAGUUGGACAAGCUUCCUGGUUGCAACCCCGUCAGCUAUGGUCCUGGCAGAGCUCCUUACUCAGAGGCCGGCUGCACUGAUACUGCCACUCUUGGUUACUCUCCCGUCUACUACCAAAAUGUCACUGGCUGGGACUACGUCGGUUGUGCUCCUGACUCUGUCAGCAGCCGUACCCUCCCCAACUCGACCUACAUGUCCAGCGAUAUGACUGUUGAGAAGUGCAUGUCGUACUGCAAGAACAAGGGUUUCAAUUACGCCGGUCUUGAGUACGCCACUCAAUGUUACUGCGGCUCCAAUCUUCCCACUGCUCUCGAGCCCACCAAGGGUGUUCUCGGAAACUGCUUCUCACCUUGCGCUGGUAACUCAUCGCAGUACUGUGGUGGUUCUAACCGUCUGAGCAUCUACUAUACCUCCGCCAACUUGGCAGAGUCGACCAUCUCCUGCCCCACCGGUAACGGCCAAAACUACACUACUCCCAACAACGCUACUUUCAACGUCAACUGCGCUGGUGACUCCAACGGCAAGGAUCUCACGAUGGUCUAUGUCAACAACGGCAUUCAAGAGUGUAUCAAGACUUGCAGUACUACUGCUGGUUGCGUUGCAGCCUCUCUCUCCGGAGCUGCCUGUUACAUGAAGAGCACUGUCGGUACUAUGAGAACUUCUUCUGGUGUCCAGCACGCCCAGCUCAUGUCCUCUGCCGCUGGCUCUGCCUCCUCCUCUUCUUCUUCUGUCGCAGCAUCUUCCACCAAGGCUUCGUCGACCAGCUCUUCUGCCUCGUCGACCAGCUCUCUUCCCAGCUCAGCCACCAACUCUGCCGGCUCUGUGUACAACCUUUACUACUCUUCCGACUCUGGUCAAGGAUCGUUCACCAACACGCAAGCUAGCAGCUCUUACACUGACUGCAUGAGCGCCUGCGAUGCCAACACCAAGUGUACUGCCUUCACCUAUGUCGGUGGCAAGAACGGCGCUGGCUCAGGUCAGUCAUCCUUACUUCACAUUUCUAUGGGCAACGCCGUCUCAUCCAACAACAAUGUUCUUACUGGCUCUCGCGUCAGCCUCGGUAGCAAGGCUGCCGUCUCAUCUUCUGCUUCUUCAUCCUCGUCUUCUGCCAUCUCUUCUGCCUCUGGCUUCGUUUCUGCUUCUGGCUCCAGCGCAAAAGCUGCUUCGUCCACCACUUCCUCGAGCGCCACUUCGACUGCCACCAGCACUGUCGCUGCCUGCCCCAACUCAGACAACACCAUCUACACUGAUAAGACUUCUGGUGCUCAAUUCCUCAUUGAGUGCGGUGUCGACCAUGCUGGUGGUGACUUGAAGAUGGUUUACGUCAACGACUUUGCUAGCUGCAUCCAGACCUGUGCUCAGACAACUGGCUGUGUCGACGUUUCCCUCUCGGGAACUGCCUGUUACAUGAAGAAGUCUGUCGGCUCUGUUGUCAAGUCCAGCGGUAUCAAGGGCGCGAAGCUUCUUUCCUCAGGCACUCCUUCUGCCAACGUCAACGUUGCAAACAAGGCCGCUUCCACUUCAGUCAAGUCGUCUUCCACCACCCAGAAGCCUACUUCUACCUUGAAGACUUCUACCAAGGCUACUUCCACCUCUACCCGCAAGGCUUAA
Aureobasidium uvarum is the source of this 2574-nucleotide messenger RNA. The record is from the annotation of a GenBank genome assembly. NCBI's taxonomy places the organism in Eukaryota, Fungi, Ascomycota, Dothideomycetes, Dothideales, Saccotheciaceae.